AGAAAUUGUCAAAAGUUGCCAAAACUGCCAAUUUCGUAGUGGCGGUGGUUGCUAGUGCGGUCAGUGAUAAAAUAAGAUUACUUGUGGCGGUGAAAUAAAACGGCAUAAUUUUAAAUCAACCCAUGUGGCGCUCGUUUAAAUAAGUGCUGAGUUUUAGUUAUUUAUUUGAUUUCAUAUACAGAAGUCCGGCAACCAUGGCUCACUGUAUGAGAGUUUUGCAUGGCCAGGGUAGCAGGACAAGGGUCGUACUCUUGGAAAUUCAGCAGCGAUGCUUCAGCGUGUCCCCCCUCACCGCCGCGGCGGCGCAGGUUGCGAUGUCGAAGUUCGACAAGGCGCCACUGCCGUACGAGAAACUGACGAAGAACCUGGAGGUGGUCAAAAAGAGGCUCGGUCGUGACAUGACAUUAUCUGAGAAAGUGCUCUACUCGCACUUGGAUGACCCGAAAGGACAGGAAAUCGAGCGCGGCACCAGCUACCUCCGCCUGCGUCCCGACAGGGUUGCCAUGCAGGACGCCACCGCCCAGAUGGCCAUGCUGCAGUUCAUCUCGUCAGGGCUGCCGCGCGUCGCCGUGCCCUCCACCAUCCAUUGUGACCACUUGAUCGAGGCGCAAGUCGGCGGGGACAAGGACUUGGCUAGAGCCAAGGAUAUCAAUAAAGAAGUAUACAAGUUCCUGGAGACCGCCGGGGCUAAAUACGGCGUCGGUUUCUGGAAGCCCGGCUCCGGCAUCAUCCAUCAGAUCAUCUUGGAGAACUACGCGUUCCCCGGCCUGCUCAUGAUCGGUACCGACUCGCACACGCCCAACGGAGGCGGUCUUGGCGGUCUUUGCAUUGGUGUCGGCGGUGCUGACGCCGUCGACGUGAUGGCGGACAUCCCGUGGGAGCUGAAAUGCCCCAAAGUCAUCGGAGUUAAGCUCACUGGUCAACUGAAAGGCUGGACGAGUCCCAAGGACGUAAUCUUGAAGGUGGCCGGCAUCUUGACGGUGAAGGGAGGUACAGGCGCCAUCGUGGAGUACCACGGCCCCGGCGUCGACUCGAUCUCCUGCACAGGAAUGGCCACCAUCUGCAACAUGGGUGCUGAGAUCGGUGCUACUACCAGUGUGUUCCCUUACAACUCUCGUAUGGAGGCGUACCUCAAGUCCACCGGCCGUCACGAUAUCGCCAAAACCGCAAACAGCUACAAGAACUUGCUCACGCCAGACUCUAAGGCACCUUACGACCAGCUGAUUGAGAUCGACCUAUCAACCCUGGAGCCUCAUGUCAACGGUCCCUUCACCCCUGACCUGGCCAACCCUAUCUCGAAGCUGGGCCAGGAAGCCAAGAAGAACGGCUGGCCGAUGGACAUCCGCGUGGGUCUCAUCGGCUCCUGCACCAACUCUUCGUACGAAGACAUGGGCCGCUGCGCCAGCAUUGUCAAGGAGGCACUCGGUCACGGUCUGAAGUCCAAGAUCCCGUUCAACGUGACCCCCGGGUCGGAGCAGGUGCGCGCCACCAUCGAGAGGGACGGCAUCGCCAAGACUCUCAGAGACUUCGGAGGCACUGUACUUGCUAACGCAUGGCCCUGCAUCGGCCAGUGGGACCGUAAGGACGUGAAGAAGGGCGAGAAGAACACCAUCGUGACAUCAUACAACAGGAACUUCACCGGCCGUAACGACGCCAACCCGGCCACCCAUUGCUUCGUCACUAGCCCGGAGCUCGUCACCGCGCUGUCCAUCGCUGGUCGUCUGGACUUCAACCCAGUGACUGACGAGCUUACCGGCUCUGACGGCAAGAAGUUCCGCCUGUCCGACCCGUUCGCGGACGAGCUGCCCGCCAAGGGCUUCGACCCUGGCCAGGACACGUACGAGCACCCGCCUGCUGACGGCAGCAGUCAGGUGAAAGUGGACGUGUCCCCUACCUCGGACCGUCUGCAGCUCCUGGAGCCGUUCGACAAGUGGGACAGCAAGAACCUCAACGAGAUGACCAUCCUCAUCAAGGUCAAGGGCAAGUGCACCACCGACCACAUCUCCGCGGCCGGUCCGUGGCUCAAGUACAGAGGACAUCUCGACAACAUCUCCAAUAACAUGUUUAUCACCGCAACGAACGCGGAGAACGGCGAACUGAACAAGGUGCGCAACCAGGUGACGGGCGAGUUCGGUCCGGUGCCCGGCACGGCGCGCGCGUACAAGGCGGCCGGCGUGCGCUGGUGCGUCAUCGGCGACGAGAACUACGGCGAGGGAUCCUCCCGCGAGCACGCUGCCUUGGAGCCGAGGCAUCUCGGCGGACGGGCCAUCAUCGUCAAGUCGUUCGCUAGGAUUCACGAGACCAACUUGAAGAAGCAGGGUCUGUUGCCCCUGACCUUCGCCAACGCCGCCGACUACGACAAGAUCCAGCCCACUGACAAAAUCUCGCUCCUUGGACUGAAAGACCUCGCACCUGGCAAGCAAGUAGACUGCGAGAUCAAGCACAAAGACGGCAGCACGGAACGCAUCAAGCUGAACCACUCUAUGAACGAGCAGCAGAUCAGCUGGUUCAAGGCUGGUUCGGCCCUUAACAGGAUGAAGGAGAUCGCCAGCGGAAAGUGAACACGCCAUUUUAGUCUUAGUUCCACUUGCACUGGACCUGUACGCUAACAUGUGGUAAUAGUUAUUACGUUGGCAACACUAGAUAAAAUUGCGUACGCAGUGCGCUCGUAAUGUGGAUGCCUUCCUAAAUGUUGCCAUCGUAUUUUUAAGUGCCGGUAGGUUUAGUUUAUUUUAGCAGCUAAAUGUUAUUAGCGCAAAUUAUGCUAAAAUUUGAAGUUCUGCAAGCCCGGUGCAAGCAAUUUGUUACCACGUAGAUAAAUCAUAUUUUUAGCGCAUUUUCUCAUUCAGACAAUACCUAGUUCGACAGUGAAUCUUAUUAAAAUUAGAGUAGUACAAAUAGAUGAACUUAGCAUGUAAGUUUCAGUUUUUUUUGCCCACAAUGAAAUUAUUUUCAAUCAAUAAUUAUACACCUUUUUUUUAAUUAUUUAUGUAAAUAUUUAACGAACUGCGAAAUAAAAAAUAUACUACGUUAUUGGCGUGUUUAAUUUAGGUUUGACCUUCACUACAAGAAAAGUUGACCACCAAUAGUCAAUUAUUGAACUAAAAUUGUAAGAAGAAAAACAGCACAAUAAAGAAAUGUUGAAUAA
Messenger RNA from Manduca sexta (tobacco hornworm), 3148 nucleotides. RefSeq names its product aconitate hydratase, mitochondrial (gene mAcon1). The record is from RefSeq and is a predicted model, not a curated record. Gene Ontology annotation, cellular component: cytosol; mitochondrion. Gene Ontology annotation, biological process: tricarboxylic acid cycle. NCBI's taxonomy places the organism in Eukaryota, Metazoa, Arthropoda, Insecta, Lepidoptera, Sphingidae. Gene Ontology annotation, molecular function: 4 iron, 4 sulfur cluster binding; aconitate hydratase activity.